GUAUCAGUGCGUGUGACAAAGCACAAAGAGCACUGACUUCAAACUCUACCUGAAUUUAAUAUGUCAUAAAGCAGGAUCCAAGAUGGACUUGGGACUCCUUCGGCAGGUUUCCGUGGCUCACAGGCAAGGACAAGACAGCCACCAUUUCUCGCAUCUGCGGCUCGGACUUAUCGGAAAAACUGUGGAAUGCCUAGAAGAUACCUCAAAUCGGUAUCUCCUGUCCGCCAUUUUUGAUUUCAAGUUAGAUGCUGAACAUUCUGGUUUAUCCUACGCCCCUUCAUGUCAGAAACACAAGAAAGUUUUGGGUGAGAUUAUCAAGACUGCAAACAAACAGUUGAAAGAGGCGUGCAAGGGUUGUUCGAAUUGCGUGGAACAUAUAAAAUACGUCGAUCACUUCUUCAAGAAAGGGGGACUUUCUUCUCUUGUCAGUGAUACCCAAAGAGAACUACACAAACAGAAUUACAGAGUUCGAGAGUUACAGACAGAACUUCGCGAAAUACAAAGACAAUUGAGUGAGAAGAUAUCUGAGAACAGUACUCUUAAGGACGUGAACAACAUUUAUCUUUCACAACUGGAGGGAAAAAGCACAGAAGAGCAAACGUUGCGAUCGACGACGGGCGAUUUGUCGACCAGAAAUCAAAGCAUGACGUCAAAGAUGGCACAGCAAAAUAAGAGGCUGGCCGAAUUGCAGCACAGGAUAAACAGGGAAUUAAACCCGCACGCCGUUAAUGUUGCCAGACCGGCUGCGGCCACGACCCCUGACCAGUUGGUGGACAUGUACACGAUGGACCUGUACGAGGAAGAGCACGACAGAGCUCUGGACCAACUGCAAGACGACUUUGAAUUCACGGAAGAAGAAGGGAUCGGUAUUUUGUUCACAGCAGUGACGGUGUCAUAUGAAUGCACAGAAAAGGCGCUUCAGAACUAUACGCAGGGGUGGAAGGCCUCGCUGAGGGUACCGACGAUAGACGUCAAUUUCAACCAAACCUUUCACGGUCAUGGGAGUUUUCGCACGUCUUCAGAGGGCAAACACAGCCAUUCUUCCGACAGUCGGCAUAGUUCAUUAGAUGCCAAUCUUCCCAGGCACGUGGAAGACGCAUGCGCAGACAGCGAAGAAGAGAAGGAACUUUUCGAUCGGAUAUCGCACACGAUUCGGCAGUUCCUGGUCAACAACACAGAGCGGCAUGACUUAAAGGAAAUAAAUCAGGAUGUGUUAGAGCAAUUACGGACCAGCCUCCAAGAUUUGUCCGUCACUGUGUCCGUGUGUUUUGGAAAAUGGUGGUCCUGGACCCGCCGAUGA
Lingula anatina is the source of this 1300-nucleotide messenger RNA. RefSeq lists its product as uncharacterized. Lineage: Eukaryota; Metazoa; Brachiopoda; Lingulata; Lingulida; Lingulidae. Gene Ontology annotation, biological process: mitochondrial protein catabolic process; mitophagy by internal vacuole formation. The record is from RefSeq and is a predicted model, not a curated record. Gene Ontology annotation, cellular component: mitochondrial outer membrane.